AUGAGCAUCAAUACUUCCUUGUGAAGUAAAAAAUGAUGUCAUUUUAAUAAUAGAUCCUUGUAAAACGAAAAAAAGAGGCUGAAUUGGUUAAUCUUUAGCUUUUAGCAAAAAAAAUUCCGGUUUGAAGGUCACUGAAUGUUGUGUAGAAAAAUUGUCGACGACUGCAGUCGAAUGGCCACCUGAUUACCAUGGCAACCGAGUAAAAUCCAAAACAAAUAUGGCGACCUUUGUACGGCUGCAAGUGGAGACCUCGUCAAUAAAAGACGAGUUAUUCAGAAAGUUAAGGUAUAAUUGCCAGAAUUUUUGCUUUCUUUAAUUUAGGAAAACGCUCCGUGCAAAAUGACAUCCGCUUUUGUGUUUUAUUUAUAAAAUAACCAGGAAAUAAAAUAUUGUAAUAUAGUGCGUUCGAGUUGACUUGGUGAAUAAAAAGUGAUACAAAAAUUCUUUGUUUGGUAACGAGAUUUGUAUUCCGGUUUUUUCUUCACAGGGAAGGCGAACGCAACAGAAAGACAGAGUACGAUUCGGCAGUACGAAUUCAAAGCUGGUUCAGAGGCAUCAAAGUUAGAGCGUUUUUAAAGUAAGAAAUAAGAUAAUAAUAAAUAUUAUGUAAAACAAUCUAUUGGAAAUUGGAAUAUGAUAUGUUUUCAAUGAAGGCAAAUGAGUCAUGAUGUAAUUCGAGAAAUAUCCAAGGAAUCCAAAAAGUCCUUCAAGUAAUCAUGCAAAGCUGAUCAAUAUAUUUCAUUUCUAUGGGAACCAGGAUUUUUGCUAGGAUGUUGGUGUCCAAAUUUGGAAUUUCUCUUAUGACGUGAACAUUUUCCCGCGGUAAAUCACUGUGGUGAAGUUGCAAGCUCAUGAGAAUGACAUGAUGACCAAUCCUUUCCUAUAAGAAUCCAAAUUUCCCACAGGAAGUUCAGAUUUCUAUAGGAAUAAAAUUUCCUAAAGGAAUUUCUAUAGGAAUAGUUUGAAAUUUCUAUAGGAACUUUUUGUAAUGGAAGAGAAAUAAUAUGACAUUGCAAUAUAUUAAUAAUACACCAUUUUCAUGUAUAUGACAUUUAAAGUCCAGUUUCAAUCACAAAACAGCACUCUAAUAGCCAAUGUGACAUACUUUCCAGAAGCAUGAUUUAUGGCAAAUUUUACACUUUACCGUACUGGAGUAAUCACUGAAUACAUACGCCAUCAAAACACACCAAUAAAAGAACAGAAAAACCAUCAGAACACACGCCAUCAAAUACUUGCGGUGUGGUAAAGUGUAAAGUACCCAAACUUACUAAAUAAAUAUAUAUAUAUAUAAUUAGACCACACAGGUUAAAUGCAAAAAUUCCUACAAUAACACAAGUGGAGAAAAUGCCAAAAGCACAUGUGUCAAUUAUAACAAAACUGGUCAAAGAACCACUUUGCCAAGCUGAGUCCUGACUCCAGUCUGGAGAUCUUUGAACUUUAGUAACUUUUGUACACAGAAUGCUCUUUGGCAUUGAAAAAGAGAGACUUUGACUAUAGCAUCCUUCUGAAAGUUUUUCUUAUCAAUGGCUGGAACCACAGGAGAACUAUGCUCCAUGCCAUCAAUGAUAAGUAGAAUAUUUUGUAAUUUUUAAGGUUUCUCCAUCAUUGUGCUACUGUGAUUCAAAGACGAUAUAGAGGUCAUUUGGAUAGAAUUUGGUAUCGAGAUAUAGUGCAGGAUGCUGUUGUACAAAUGCGAGAAAGAUAUUACAACUCUAUGGCAACCAGGGUAACCAAUAAAUUAUAUAUAUCAUAGUAUUCUGUGCAUGGACAAUAGCAGACACUAGGCAGGGGAACAGUAGCUACUAAUAAAUUAUCCCAAAUCUUUGUUUCAGCCAUUACUUUGAUACUUAUAUGUGCAUUUAUUGUUAAUUUUAUAGAUUCAAAAAGCAUGGAGAGGUUUGUAAUUGUCACUUUAGCAUGUUCAUGACAAUGUACAUGUAUCAUUCCUUGUGAAACUCAUUAAUAAUUCACGAGAAAAUUAACACAAGAGAAAUCACGAGUGUGAAACAGUUUCAGAAUCAUGCUGAUUUACAUAAAGUUCAGUUUUCUCACCAAAUAUCAUUAAUUUAUUUUAAAUUGUUGAAGAAUACGAUUGUUCUCAUCAAGACAUUCACAAGCCAUUUACAACAUUCACAUCUGUGUUGUAUCGGAUAUAGGAUUUGUAUAUCUGAUACAACACAGCCACAGUGAGCCACUCAUCUUGUAAAUAUACAGUACAUAUAUGCCAAUAAGUAUUUUGGGCUUGUCCUCCUAACAGCACAGUAAUGAUUCUAAGUUUUUCUAUUUUACGUGUAGGAUAUUACACCAGGAAAUACAUGCAUAACUAUUACAGCAGAAAACGAUAUCUAGAAGGACUGAAAACGAAAAAUUCAAUUGUCAGGUAUGACAGUGCUAUAAACGAACACUAACAGUCCUAUUUAUAAAAGUAAAUUUGCUAGUUAAAAUAUCAUCAAUGUGUUGAAAUACCACUGUGAUCUCACACAGGAAAGAAUUAGAAGUAUGGAGAAUAAGUUUAGAACGAGAAAAAGAAAUUGAAAGACAAAAGGAUGAAGAGGUAUAUUAAUUAAUAUUAUUAAAAUGGAAGACUUGCUCUAAGCUUUAGAGCCUUUCAUUCUUUUCAAAUUUUAUCAUCGUUCUUUGUGAAAUGUGUUUCAUUAUACACUGCAUGUGUUUAUCCAUUCCAGGCGACGAAAGAAGCGUACAACAAACGCCAUCACUACCUUCUCAGUACUGUCCAAAUUCCUGGAGUUUAUAACGCGCGAUUUAACCCAGAACUAAGAACGAAGGAAGUCGAACUCAGGUCUGCCAGACAACGUGGUCAACUUCGAAAACACAAGACUGUUUCCGCAAAUACAACGUCAAGAAGCCUUAAUGCUGAGUCUUCAGUAUUACCACCCAUUGGAAAGUCUGCACAGGUUAAUUACUAAAAUGCUACCCAAACUGUAAAGUUUUGGCUUUGGUGGAAAUUAAUUUCUGCGCAAGGAUUCUUGUAGUUAUGAAAGUUUCCGCAAAAUUCUCCAAAUUGUAAAAAAAACUGCAAAUAAUUUCUGAAGAAUCUGGAUAAGCAAAAUGCCUUUGUGAACCAAGAACCAAGCAGAUUUCUGAUCUUCCUAUUAGACAAAAACACUUUCUGACUGCAGGAUAUCCAACAUUUUUGCGCAUUUUUCCCAAAGAAAAAAAUGUUUCGUGCGCAAACUUUUCGGUCUGAAAUGCUUCCAUUUGAUAUUUGUAUACAGCCUCUUGUACGUUUUUAACCCAUGUCACAGCAAAGAAUAACUGUCAGGCGUGAGAAGAGACCUUAAAGCUUCAAGUUUGACUGUAUACCUGGAAACCACUUAACCACAGACCGCCAAACACCGCAGAUUUUGAAUGUCCUCUUGUAGUUAACGCCAUGAGACAAUUCGGGAAUGCCACUUACUGGACUUGUCCCCUCCAGAGACAGUAGAGCUUGGAACUGAUCUCGCUAUCUACUAUAAAUAAACUUGGUUUCAUUCUGUAGGGACCAUUCCGCAAACAAGAUGAAGUAUCGUAUCAACGUCAUCGGCCUUUAAACCCAACAUUACGAGUACAGACCGCCUAUACCUCAGUGGAAGAAAGCAGGUACAGGAAUUGGGUAUUUUAAAAUUUAAAUCAUGAGACUCGUCAAUACGUCUGGAGGAACUAGGCCAAGAGAAGAUAGCGGUCUGAUAAUUCAUCUGUGUCUGAAUGCAGCGAACCUGUAGCGACGCUUAUAACCUCCAGAGUAUAUGAGGACAAAAUUCAAAAUGUACCCUUCAAAGCUUAUUUGAAUUAAGAAUUCUGAAGAUCGCGCAAGACUAGCUCUUUAAGAAUUUUGAAGAUUGCGCAAUACUAGCUCUAUAAGAAUUCUGAAGAUCGCGCCAGACUAGCUCAUUAAGAAUUCUGUAGAUUGCGCAAUACUAGCUCAUUAAGAAUUCUGUAGAUUGUGCAAUACUAGCUCAUUAAGAAUUCUGAAGAUUGCACAAUACUAGCUCUAUAAGAAUUCUGAAGAUCGCGCCAGACUAACUCAUUAAGAAUUCUGUAGAUUGCGCAAUACUAGCUCAUUAAGAAUUCUGUAGAUUGCACAAUACUAGUUCAUUAAGAAUUCUGAAGAUUGCGCAAUACUAGCUCAUUAAGAAUUCUGAAGAUUGCGCAAUACUAGCUCGUUAAGAAUUCUGAAGAUUGCGCAAUAUUAGCUCAUUAAGAAUUCUGAAGAUUGCGUAAGCUCGUCUCCAGCAUAAAUCAGGGCAAUGACGUAUUGUUAUCUUUUUAGGGCAAAAAUGAAAACAGAAGAAUGGAUAGCAAGAGUGGUUGAAAAACCGUAAGUGUUGUGUGAGAGUAAUAAUAGUUUAUAAUUGCCAAUAAUUGCGUUUUUUAAUUUUCUAAUUGUCGUACCUUUGUUUCAGAUUUCAGCCUUUCACUCAUCACGAGAAAGUCUACAACCCUCUGCUCCAUACGAAAUCAACUUUUGGAAGGUUGGUUCUUAACCUGGAAAAUACAUAAAAAUACAUGUCGAUUAUCCUUUCUCUUAAUUAAAUGUGCAGGAGAAGAAUGUCGCUCGUCGCGGCUUCAGACCAUUUUCAACAUUCCGACAUCCUCAUUCUUUCUCCAUAAACAUUUUGAAUAAAAUCAAACCUGGUCGAACAUAACCAAACUGCAAAUGCAAUGUUCAAACAGACAUAACAAUGUUGGAUGACGUCAUUGUUCAAAGAGGUGUUAAAUGGCUAUGUAACUAACCCAACUCCUAACCUCAACCCCCUUACACCACACUAAUCUUGAAAAAUUGAGAAAAUGACGUCAGUUUGAUGGUUGGAAACGAGUAAAAACCUAUUUUUUUCUUUUUAGCUUACCCUAUGGCUCGAAACAUUUCCGAGAAGAAUGUGACAAACACGUGACCCAAGAGGUAUGUUACUGGCCUCUGCUACACGAUACGAUGUGUGAAUAUACAUGCAGAAAUGGGGGGAAUCGGGUAAAGAUGAAGCCUACAAUUUUCUUUUGAAUUUUUGUUUCAGAGGUUUCGUACCGUUGUCUCGCCUAUCCCAGUAUUCGAACAGUUCGGGAAGACUUAUUGAAUAAAACAGUGUUGAACACAUCAAGCUUUUAGAUUACCGUGGCUGGUCCAAUGUAAACAAUUGUAAAUAUUUAUGCUAUAAAUACAUAUUUCUGUUUAGUAUUUUGUGAGUUGUAAACUAGUUGUAGAUAGCUCAACACAACUAAAUUAUGGUGAAUUCAUUUAAUGCAAUACAAUAUGUUGCAGUUCUCAAAGAAGUUUGUCAGGCGUGUAAUAGUGAGUUUUAAUUAAUGCUGUCAAAGAUCGUAAACCCCACCAGAACCACACAUGCUGCAAGAUUAUGUCCAAGAAGCAGACGUUGUUGUCUUCAUGUUACUCACAAUUUGAUUACUCAACACCAAUCUCGUUCCCCGACCCUGCGAUCCUCGGGAAGGAACGCGAGGCUCUGGGAUAAUCCGUUUCAGGGAGGAAUC
Messenger RNA from Paramuricea clavata, 5481 nucleotides. The record is from the annotation of a GenBank genome assembly. Lineage: Eukaryota; Metazoa; Cnidaria; Anthozoa; Malacalcyonacea; Plexauridae.